CUUAAUCCACCAUUUUGGAAUCCAGGAAGCUACUGAUGAUUGUUUGAUGUUGGAUAAUCUGCUAGAGAAAGCAGUCAAAAUGUUUCAUCCUAGUCAUUAUAUUUGCACACUAAACAGAAUAAAACUGAACUCUGCUUUCUUAAAGCUUGGAGCUAGAAACCCAAACGAAGCAGAGCUUGAACUUUUAAUGAGAAGAAAGGAGUUCCUGGAUGAAAUUCAUCAGUUUAUUGAGAUUGUUGAACCCGGGUUGACCCAGCGGCGAGGAUUAUCUUUGUUUGAGCGAGCAAUCUGUCAUCUUCAGAGCGUGAUAGGAAACCUAGACGAUUGCCUGGAGUGCUUGGAACAUUUUAGUGUGGGAAGCUAUAUGGACGAUGUCAACUUUAAGGCUGGAGCAGCAAGAGAUGAUGCAGAACUCUGGUUGGACGAACUCAGAUCUGGAUUGUCUUUGAAAACUGUGUAAACAUACAUUUCAUCCAAAUUAAGAGAAAAAAAUUCAAUUGUCGAUUUAAA
This is a messenger RNA of Eurytemora carolleeae, 510 nucleotides long. RefSeq lists its product as uncharacterized. Bases 47 to 460 code for a protein of 137 amino acids. The transcript has 5 exons. The record is from RefSeq and is a predicted model, not a curated record. NCBI's taxonomy places the organism in Eukaryota, Metazoa, Arthropoda, Copepoda, Calanoida, Temoridae.